Molecule: messenger RNA, 8523 nt
Organism: Ictalurus punctatus (channel catfish)
Lineage: Eukaryota; Metazoa; Chordata; Actinopteri; Siluriformes; Ictaluridae
Exons: 68
Coding region: 256-8031 (2591 amino acids)
Molecular function (GO): nucleic acid binding; zinc ion binding
Source: RefSeq, a predicted model, not a curated record
CGACCACGUGACCUGUGCCUUCAUAAGCGCGAGUCUGUCAGGCAGAGCUGGUUUCCUGUCUGAGUACAGAACGACUUCGUAACUAAGUUUAUCGGCUUUUGAGAGCGUGUUUGUUUUCUUUUUUCUUAGCAAAAUUAAUGAAAACGUUGUUCUUUUUUUUUCGGUCGGUGAAAAGCCUGUGAACAGAAAUGCAAAUUGGGAAAUAAGUUCUUGCACAUAUCAGAGUAAAACUGCAAAAUCUCACUGGAUUCUGAUAUGACCAAGAUGAUACGCUUCCAGCUCAUGUGCCAGAACUGCAAUGUGCAGUAUGAGAAAAUUAAGGACUUUAAGGCUCAUGUCCGGAAUUACAGACAUAAGCAGGAAGUGGCGAGACUUUUUCAGACAGCUGUACAUAAGGGACCAGUUUACUUUCCAAUGUUUGUUUUCCUGGAUUACAUGAGGAACCCAAACCAUGCUGAACCACUCGUUGGUUUCGACAUGAUGACCAUGUUUAUUACUCCUGAAAAAAUUGGUGCCCUUUACCUGUGCCACUUAUGUGAGGAGAAGUUAAACUCUGGAAAAGUUGUAUUGCAUCUGUGCUCUGAUAAGCAUUACUCAAGAUACUUGGCCUACACUAAUCCAGAGUUGCUGCGGUUUGCUUGGCUUAAUGACUCCUCUUAUCUGCAAUCCAGUGCUACAAACGAGUACAACACCAAUGGUUCUGGUAACCUACGGGUUUUCGAGCUGCCCGGGAUGAUGUUGAGGAGGUGUCAAAAACUGCCAUAUAAUCAAGUCAUGUCAGUGCUUUCCAAAACAGACAAGCUAAUGGAGCGUAUCCAAGCUGGUAUACCACGGAGGAAAUGCAUUCAAGAGUACAUCACUGACCCUGCCAGAACUAAUCCAUUAUUGGGCCUGAGCCUACUGCUUGAGUACUCUUGUCCAAAGAAUGAGGGAUAUUGUGGGUAUCUCUGUAUUCUGUGCAAGACCAAUCUUUCAGCUACUCAAAGCAUCUCCCAUUGCAUCAGCUUUGAUCAUGUUUACUCAUAUCUGAAAGCUGCUCACCCAGCCACUUUAGACUCUCCCAAGAGCAGUUACAGUCAAUUCUCCUACAGUUUCCACAAGAAGGUUCUUUAUCUGGCAAAUCAAGCGCAGACUGUCUGCCCUCCGACGGAAAUACAGAGUGUACAUCUGGAUCUGGAAUGCUUUAAACUUGUUAAGUCCUCAAGUUAUGCAAGUGCUCUGGAAAAGCUGCAGGUAAUAUGGAGAGAGAGAAACCAGAGUGAACUGAAUGUUAAUAUUACACCCGGAGAACGGAUCAUGUUUGUUCCAGAGGAUUCUAGGUCAUCUACUAGCACAGUGACUACAGACAGCUCAGCAGAGCAACAAGAGGAGAAAACACAAAUGGAAGGUCCUGUCACUCAAACUACAGAUGAUCCACCGUGCAAAAUUUUGUGUGUAGAAUGUGACAAGACAGUAAAGUUUAUAAAAGAUUACAAGCAGCAUAUUAAGGGAAAGCAACACAAACAGAAACUCAUUGAGCUGUUUGGACCAGGCCAGUACAGUGGAACCGUCUCUGAGAUUAAACUGUACCAGUUCAUAUGGAACUGCUAUGGCAAGAAGUCGUUUACACCAAUCAUAGGCCUUCCAUUGCUCACUGUGUUUGUACAGAGGCAUAGUGUGGAUUUUAAAACACCACCAUUCUACCUGUGCCAUGCGUGUGAGCUUAACAUCCCUGUCUCCUCCACGUCCAUCCACCUUACAUCCACAAUGCACUACCGCAAUGUCUUUGCAUACUCCAAACCAGACCUUGUUUUUCUUGAACACCGGGAUUUCACCCAGGUUGCACAAGAAGAAGAACUGAGUCAGGGAAAGCAGAAGAUGGUCCUACAAGUGUGUGAGCUUCCAAGUCAGCAGUUUACAGAACUCAGGACCCUGGCAUAUGGAAAAUUCAUGGAAACAAUUGGGAAGAAAUCUCCAAAGCUGAGAAAAUGUGUUCAAGUUGAGAAGCGAGUGACACUGCAGUCAUACUCUAAAAGUUGUGAAAGGAAGUCUCCACUGCUUGGUCUGCAGUUCAUUGUGAAAUAUUCUACAACCCAGCAUUAUUACAGAUGUGGUUAUCUGUGCUUGCUGUGUGCAAAGAAGUUUUCAGAAAGGCAUGUCAUUAUCCAUGUUUUGAGCUUUCCUCAUAUUUUCACCUAUCUUAAUAUGGCCCAUCCUGGUUCCUUGAAGAAAGAGGAUGCUGAGCAGGUGGCUCUGAUCAUGGAUGUGGCACAGCAGGCAGAGAAAAUCACUCCUAAUAUGACUUUGCAGGAAGUGGACUUGAGCUUUGGAAAAUUUAUCGAAAUUGAAAAAAACUCCUUUAUGUCUGCUGUGGAUGUGCUACAAGUGGUUUUUAGAAAUAAAGGACUGGGAGAACUCAAACCUUCUGUUGUUCCUGGAGCAAGAUUGGUGUCCAGUUUUGAGACGAACAAGAACAAUAACACUUCAAAGUUUGAAAAACAAGGGCAUGCAUCAUCAGACACAGACAAAUUGAACAUAGAUGGUACACGCACCGAUACACCCAUGCCCAAAACAGAAGAGAACAUGAAUUCAGAAUCUCCUGAUCUCCUACAUAAAGAACAUGAAGAGCUACGGAAAACCCCACAUAUACUCAUAACACACAUACAGCCUGCUGAACUAUCAUUAGCCACAACACAUUCCAACUCGACAUCUUCACAGCCUCCAAUUACAUCCUUGCCCAAAGAGCAAUCUGAGCCCCUGAAAUUGGCCCAGAAUUGUCUGAAUCAAGAAAGACUUCCUGACCACAACUCCACAGAGCAUGUUCCAACUGUAAAACAUCGUGAACCUCAAGACUCCUGUGUAUCUGAACAGCAGAGUGCAGAACUGGCACCAAAAAUUGCUAUGCAGGUGGAGGAUCUGCAGACUCCAGCACAGUUUCCUCCUUACUUGAACUCUGGGACCCCAGCAGUUCCUCAGACCCACUUGUCAACUUGUACUGACCUCCGGUACUACCUGAAGACACCCAACAGACAACCUGUAAUAGGUUUAAAAUCUGUGAUUGAAUGUUGCACCAUUGGUCAACAACCAUUCUACAUGUGCAUCACAUGUGCAGAAAGAUGUGCGGAGAGCUCCAUAAUAAAGCAUAUUUUAAGCCACAAUCACCGACUCCAGUAUCUGAAAUCUCUAGGCAUUGGUAUCGAGCAGGGCAACAAAAAGGCGAUGACUAAAUGGUUGCAAGCCCAAGCAGUAAUGGUAGAGAAUAUGGAAGGAUGUGGAGAGGCAGAGACAAUAAAUUUGGAUGCUAAAAAUUACCAUGAAAUCUCCAGUGCAUGUAUCCUAUCUGCUUUGGGAACUCUAAGGGACUCUCUCCUCAAGCUGACAUCUGAGAUGAGUGUUGAAAGCCCAGAGGAAGCGUGCUCUGACAACUUCAAAAGUGAUGAGAGCCACGGACCUGAAACAUUCAAAAGAGUAAAGGAAACUGAAGAAAAGGACAGUCCAUGUCCUCACCUAAAUGAAACUGUGAAGUCCACAGAGCCUGACACUGAGCCUGAAACUCCUAAGCAAAAUCCAGAUGACCCUGCUCGAAGUUCACCGUAUUUAUGGUCUUACCUCACAAGCCCAACUCGCACAGAGCCAGUAAUCGGUUUGAGUAUGAUCACAGAAUAUCGUAAUUCCAAUGGCCAGAACUCCUUUCUCUGCUCCUGCUGCAAAAUAAUCCUUCCUACUACUGGUUACAUGGACCACCUGAUUAGCACUCACCAUCGCUUCAACUACAUUAAAAGUAAGCACCCAGAGUUCAGCAUGAACACCAAUAAUACAGAGCUCCAAAAGAAAGCACAGCUUGUACAGGACAGAGAGGGCUGGGGAUGCCUCAAGGUGGUAGAAAAAGAAAAUAAGCAGCCUCAAAAAAAGACUAAGCAGCCAUCAGAAGAUGCUGAGAACUCUGGGCCAGAUGCCAAGGCCCAGAAACUGGAGUCGUCACAAACUGAAGGUGAUGCUGAGCCACAAGACCAUAACAGCCUUAAGCCAAAAACUACAAAACAGCAGAACAAGAAAAAAAAGAACCAACGCAAUGCUGUGAUUGGAUUGAAUUUUGUUACUUGUGUGCAUCAUGACAAAAAGAAGCUGUUCUUCUGUGAACUCUGCUCUGUCCGAGGUCAUUUCAAUCACAUGUCUAGUGUGACCCACAGGGAAACCUAUGUGAAACUUAAAUAUCCUGGUUGGACUGCAAGUGACAAAAACAAGGACAAGAAGCUGCAUAAGAUAGCUUUGCGCUUAUCACCGGUGGAGCGAAGCACUGGGAUGGGAAUGAAGAAACUGAAUGUCACUGCCAAAGUCUUCACAGCCUUACGUACUGCUCCUCUCAAUGAAGCCCUGAGUCAGCUAAAAUUGCUACAGACAAAGCCAGAAGAUGGAGUGGACCUGCAAACUCCUUCUUCCCAACCUGAACAUGGUACAUGCAUCAGUUCUGGGGAUCACAUAUGUCCUGCUGCAAUUACCAACUCUUUGCAGCAGGAGAAAUCCCCCCUGCUGGAGAAUCGUUUAGUUCCAGAUGAAACUCCUAAUCCUCUAAAUACAGCCUACUCGUGCCACACCCCUCCUCUGAUUUCAUGCUGUCCUGUCUCAGUUCCUGUCUCAUUCAUUCCUCAUUCAUCCCCCUUUUCUACAACUUCUCCUAUGUCAUCCUCAAAAGAGCUUCAUGCUCCCUCCCACCACUCCAGCCACAUUUCUCCUCCACCACCACUCCAUUCUUCACCAUCUCCUGUCCAUAUUCCACCUCCUCUAUCCUCUCAACCUGUAAGUCAAAUUCAGUAUUUGUUUGUACCACAUCCCCUGUAUGAACCCAUAUCACCUCCAUCUGCAUCAGACUGCCAGGACGUAAACGAUGUUGCGCCUCCAUAUUCAUAUUCUGCACCUCCUGUGUAUGAACCUGUAUCACCUCAACCUGCAUCAGACUGCCAGGACAUAACCGAUGUUGCUCCUCCAUAUUCAUAUCCUGCACCUCCUGUGUGCGAACCCAUAUCACCUCAACCUGCAUCAGACUGCCAGGACCUAACCGAUGUUGCUCCUCCAUAUUCAUCUACCCUUCCAACUCCUGUCAACCUUACUCAUCACAUGGAACAUGAAGAACCUCCAAAUGUUGCAGGUCUUGUUCAUCCUGAAACAGGGCCAGUUGCCUCAACUUCAUAUGCAGAGUCCGAAGGUGCUAGUGGAUCGAAGCUCACGUAUCGCCAGUCCGUCCUGAGAAAUGAAAGCGAACUUCGACAUGACACUAGACCAUCAAAAAAUUACUAUUUUCCAAACCUACCCACAGUGCUGGGACAGAGUCACGCCUCCUGGUUUCUACAUGUGAAGGGACUUCCUAACACCGUUCCAAUUAUAGGUCUGUCUAAUAUAUUGGAGUGCCGAGGUAUUUCACAGCCAACUUUUUUCCUGUGUCUAAACUGUGCUGAGAAUGUUAGCAACAAGAACUUUUGUGCCCAUAUGACCAGUGAACGGCACCAACACUUGUCCAUUAGCACUCAGUAUCAUGAGCUAUCUCAGCAGUGGCAGACCAUUCGUCAGAUGACCGUUCGUGACUUGGCAGAGAAGGGGUUAGAUGCUAAGGUCAUCAAGCUGAACCAAAACCAGCACGAGUCUCUGCGUUCUGCAGACUUCCAUGAAGCAAUUGAAAUACUACAGAGGAUGUUUGGACCAUGUUUGGAUGAGAGCUCCCAGCCAUCAUGCCUUGCAGGCCAGAAUCAGAGAAGCAAUGAAAUGGUGAGGUCACCACCAGAGUCUGUGGAAGCUGAAAAAGAAAGAGAUCAUACCUCACAACAAAGCCAUGACAAAACAACACAAAUUCAGGAACUUCACGUUAGUCAAGUACCACUCAAAGAUUGUUUUCCAGAAUUUGAUAGUGUGCAGAAAAAGCUUGGUAAAAGCAGUAUAGCAUGCACCAGCACACAUAAUCAUCUGCUGCAGAGUCAAAGCUCUCCAGAAGCCUUGCCAGAGAGUGAGGCUCAAACACCACAGCCCCAGCAUCAGUCUGUGGUACACACAGAUCUGACAGCUGAGUCUGACAGGAGUUCACUCCACUCUCAUAAGCCAAUCUCUAAAAGAACAAUGGAAAACCCUGCUGUAGACGGUCCAAAUGUAACUGCCUUAGAAACUCCAGAGUCAGCCACAGCAGGUUUAAGAGAAAGAAGGCCAGAUCACACGUCUCCUCAUACACCCACAAUCAGACAGGAGCAAACUGGUCAUGAGGAAGUUUACUGUGGGGUCAAUAUCACUCCCACUUUGGAAGCAAAAAGUUCUAAAGAACCUACAGGGAAUUCCCUCAAGCACAGUGACUUGAAGUGUAUAAACAAAACUAGAACAGAGGCAGAUGCUGUGGUUGGUCUGCCAGCAGUGAUUGAGUGCAGAAGUGAGGGUCAGUCUUCACUGUACUUGUGUGUCUCCUGCUCCAGCAAACUCGACCAUGACCUCAUCAACAACCACCUGAUAAAGUCUGGCCACAGAUAUAGUUACCUGAAAAAACGUUACCCCUCUUUGUUUGAGGACUGGUCUGAUUCCGAUAGUAGAUCUGAGAGAUCCAUGAGGCUCAUGAGGCUUGCUCACAGAGUGGAGAUGACCAAUGAGGAUGAGCCUGGUGAGCUACAGGUGAUGAACCUGAACUGUGAUGACUUAAAGGAAAUAAAAGGCAUUCCAUUUGAUAAAGCCAUCAUACAUUUGCAGAAAAUCAGAAAAGAGCAGAACCUUUGUGCACUCAAAACUUGCAUUUCUCCCAAGAUGGCAAAACGUUUGAUAAAACAGGAGAGAAUUGAAACAGACGUGACAACCCAAAAUUCAUUACAGCUACCUGAGAUGAUUUCACAGGGACCAAGGAGAUCUGCUAAGCGCAGGGCUGUUGAACAAGAUUUAGCUCAUGGAUCGUUUUCAGGGAAAGAACAAUGCUCUGAUGUCCCAUCCAGUCAUACGAAACAGUCUCCUGCUGUAGGGAAUAACCAAGAACCGUCAGAUCUCCCAGUAAAGCGAAACAAGAUCUCAGGCAACGAUUUAGACAGUGUUACACAGCUCCAGAAGGAGUCUUUUAUUUUGACUACAGCCAAUCCUAUUAAAUCAUUACAUUGUACACCAGCCACAGUUCUAAAGACUUCUAGAAGUUCUCCCAUAGACUUAGACCCCAGUUCUCAGGCUUGUAAGAGAACUACUUCCAUGGAUGAAACUGUGCUUCAAAACUGUAUAAAGCAAGAAUCUUCAUCAUCCAUUUUCGAACCUCAGCAAACAGACUCCUGUCCCAGCACUAGUACCAUCACUGCUCUCUCACCCAUGAAGGGUCAAGAAAUUGCUCGACUGUCUGAAAAAAGACCUUUGGGGAAAAAGAGCUUAAGUGAGAAUGUCUGGAAUUAUGAAAACCGACAGUUUAGCACCGAAACACCCAGUAUGACUAAUACGUAUCCAGUAGCUGACUAUUCUACCAAGUCUGCGGCUAUGAAGCAGCAAAGCUUCAUGUAUUCACCGCACAAUUACAUUGAAGAGCUCAAUCCUCACUAUAACUGGAAAAUUCCUGAUACAAUUCUGGACCCCAAUCUGACUCGUAAUGCAAAUGUGUACCUUUCAAUGGUCUCUAGAUACACCACAACAGCCUCUGUCACUAGUCAAAUGUCACCUGAAUGUGCAGUGUCUCAUCAGUAUCCCAUGUAUACGCAUACGGAUUACCCUUCAGUUAUUGCUGUAUCUAAUACAGUGGCACCUGAUUAUUUAGUGCCAGUAGAUGAAAGGACCAUGAAUUAUGAAGCAUCUGCCCCAGGUGUUUCUACAAAUGGUACAUACUUCCCGAAUGCAAACUCCGCUCCCCCACCGCAUACAGUUUAUCAGUCUCAACAGGUGUACCAGCCGAUUCAGUCAUUCCAGGACCCAGAGACAUAUCACGCCUACUAUGCUUGCUGUACCUACAAUCAGGGACUUCACACUAACCAAACGGCAGCAGACAGUGAAAAUGUCACUUCUACACCUGCAUUUGAACAUGAUGUUUACCCACUGGCAGGCUGGCCACAAAAAAAGAACUGAAUAAGAAACUGCCAAAGGACUUCACAGAUGUUGCUGAAAACCAAAGUGAAUAGCCAAAACAAUAAGCAUUAAUUUUUUAUUUAAAAAAUGACCUGCUUUUUUCAGUUCUAAGUCAUUUACAUAGGGUCUUAUAAUUCUGCUCUAUACAUUACUCUGAAUAACUGUGUCAUGGCUGGCUGUUACAAUUCCAUGGAAUAUUAAUGAUGCAUGUGAGAUGUUUUGUAAAAUUUACUAUAAUGGUAUUUAUUGGCCACAUGGGCCUUUCCCUUGUCUUAUUAGAGAUAAGGCUGCUUUGAUAUUUUUUUUUUAAUUUAAAUAGUUUUACCCAAACUCUUUUGAAUGUAUAUUAUUUUGAAAGGGAAUACAUGUUUGGAGAUUUGAAUGUUUUUGAGAAACCUGAGGUUGUUGGGGGUUUUAUUUUUUUUGUUUUUUUUCUAUUUUGCUGUUGUAUUUUUGCAGAUAUGUUUUGUUAAAUAAAAUCUCAGAAAUGUU